Coregonus sp. 'balchen' is the source of this 16666-nucleotide messenger RNA. The record is from the annotation of a GenBank genome assembly. Lineage: Eukaryota; Metazoa; Chordata; Actinopteri; Salmoniformes; Salmonidae.
AAACAAUUUGAAGCAUCUCCAGCUACGUACAGAUAGUCAUAUGUCUAUGAGUUACCAGUCAGUGAAUUCAAGCAUAGACCCAACUGAUGGUGGAGACCAAAUCAUGGAUGAAAGGUAAACCAGUACAAUCAAUGCAGAGUAGUAAAGCUGUAUGUCAUGUGUAUCAUGUACUGUAUAUGUUUAUGGUAUGUUCAAUUGAAUUGUGGGAUGGUCUUUUAUUGCUUGCAGGGUCCAUCUGCAGAGACCAGUGUCACCAGCCCCCAGUUAUGUAUCAAUGAAGAGUGACAAAUCAAUGAAUGUCCCUCUUGGAUUCAAGGAGGGAGAAUUAACUCAACAAGAGGGGUGAGAUAAUACAUUUUAUUUAUGGGAUUUCAUCCAAUUUGAUGUCACUAAUGAAUUAAUUAACAUUUACUUGUAGUAGGCUAUAAUUGGUUAUGUGCAGUAGAAUAUAGAAGAGUAACCAAUUAUAUUGUUAUUAUCCUAUUCAGGUCUAUAGAAAAGGGUUUUGUUCAUUGUGUGUCCGCCACAAGAGGUCCCCACUCACCUUGUUAUGACAGUCCCCCCAGGAUUUGUUUUUGUCAUAGUUGCAGGCCAAAAUGCUUGAUUCUGCUUUGGCAAUAAUUACAUUUUGCAUGGCAAUUUGCAAUGAUUUUGUGCAAUUUGUCACGAAGAUGCGCUAACAAGGGAAAACGUUUGUUGACGUGUUGCUUGAUUGAACCAUUUUAUGCUGUAAAGGUGUGGUGAUUGGUUAAAAUUAUGAGCCCUCUUUUUAAAGUGCGUUGAUCGGACAGUUAUAUACGGUAAUAUUGCAAUGAAUUGACCGGUUUGAACGGUCCCCAACCUUAUACCCUAGACACCCACCUGAGUGACCCAUACAAUAAGGAGAAGGCCUUAUCUGUUUUAUGGGCCUACUGUAAGUAGCCUAUACGCAGCCAAAACAGAAAGAUGAAUGUGUUCAGAAACCAACUAGAGCAGCACCGCCCCCUCAAGACUCUGAGCCUGCCUGCCAGAGUUGGUCCUACAAAGCCAGAGCCCCCUGAUGGGAGAGCAUAAUAUACAAGGAAAUUCUCAAAGCUGCUAAUGAGAACCUUGACGACCUUGUACCUUGCCGGUGGGGAUUGCGGUGGGGUGCCCCCACCCAGGUAGUGGCAGUGCUGGCAACACUAGGUGCAGUAACCCAUGGGGUGGGGGUCACACUCUGACAACUAGAGAGGGGGCAAAUUAUUGUGGCACAAAAUAAUCAAAAGGUCUGACUGCACACAGUUGCUUGGGAAAAUGGUUACAACGGGGGGACCAGUGUGUGUGUCAGGGGAAGGGGGUGUAUCUGAUCUCCAUCAGCUAGAACUUGACAUUGGUUAAUCAAAUCUUCCCAUUUUUGCCAAUUUGUGCAAAAUGUUACAUGCCUUCUCAAACAGAUGCAAUUAUAUAUGCAUUCGCACAUCAAGUCCUUUCUUGAGUUGGGCUCCGGGAUGGAACAACUGUUGAAUAUCUGAGCUUGUGGUUGUUUGUGGGGGAAAAAGGUUGAGUGUGUAUGAUUAUGUGUGUGUGUGUGUGUGUGUGUGUGUGUGUGUGUGUGUGUGUGUGUGUGUGUAUGUAUCCCACAUAUGUUGCUAUGGGGUAAUGAGUUAGGGACAAUAUAGGAUUAAUCAAAAUAAUUGUUUGCUAAAAUAAUAAUUGCUUGCAAAAAAUGAGAUUUUUGUAAUGGCAAUCCUGGAUAUAGGUAACAAUCCUUCUCAUGAACUGCCUACAUUAUUACGCAUAUUAUUCAUUAAUUAGGGAAAUUAAGAUACGCACAACUUUUUAUAUAUACAGUACCAGUCAAAAGUUUGGACACACCUACUCAUUCAAGGGUUUUUCUUUAGUUUUUACUAUUUUCUACAUUGUAGAAUAAUAGUGAAGACAUCAAAACUAUGAAAUAACACAUAUCAUGUAGUAACCACCCUUUGCCUUGAUGACCGCUUUGUACACUCUUGGCAUUCUCUCAACCAGCUUCACCUGGAAUGCUUUUCCAACAGUCUUGAAGGAGUUCCCACAUAUGCUGAGCACUUGUUGGCUGCUUUUCCUUCACUCUGCGGUCCAACUCAUCCCAAACCAUCUCACUUGGAUUGAGGUUGGGUGAUUGUGGAGGCCAGGUCAUCUGAUGCAGCACUCCAUCACUCUCCUUCUUGGUCGUAUAGCCCUUACACAGCCUGGAGGUGUGUUUGGUCAUUGUCCUGUUGAAAAACAAAUGCUAGUCCCACUAAGCGCAAACCAGAUGGAAUGGCAUAUCGCUGCAGAAUGCUGUGAUAGCCAUGCUGGUCAAGUGUGCCUUGAAUUCUAAAGAAAUCACUGACAGUGCCACCAGCAAAGCACCCCCACACCAUCACACCUCCUCCUCCAUGCUUCACGGUGGGAACCACACAUGCGGAGAUCAUCCGUUCACCUACUCUGCGCCUCACAAAGACACAGCGGUUGGAACCAAAAAUCUCCAAUUUGAACUCAUCAGACCAAAGGACAGAUUUCCACCGGUCUAAUGUCCAUUGCUCGUGUUUCUUGGCCCAAGCAAGUCUCUUCUUAUUAUUAGUGUCCUUUAGUAGUGGUUUCUUUGCAGCAAUUUGACCAUGAAGGCCUGAUUCACGCAGUCUCCUCUGAACAGUUGAUGUUGAGAUGUGUCUGUUACUUGAACUCUGUGAAGCAUUUAUUUGGGCUGCAAUCUGAGUGCAGCUAACUCUAAUGAAUGUAUCCUCUGCAGCAGAGUUAACUCUGGGUCUUCCUUUCCUGUGGCGGUCCUCAUGAGAGCCAGUUUCAUCAUAGCGCUUGAUGGUUUUUGCGACUGCACUUGAAGAAACUUUAAAAGUUAUUGACAUUUUCCAGAUUGACUGAUAUUCAUGUCUUAAAGUAAUGCUGGACUGUCGUUUCUCUUUGCUUAUUUGAGCUGUUCUUGACAUAAUAUGGACUUGGUCUUUUACCAAAUAGGGCUAUCUUCUGUAUACCACCCCUACCUUGUCACACAACACAACUGAUUGGCUCAAACGCAUUAAGAAGGAAAGAAAUUCCACAAAUUAACUUUUAACAAGGCACACCUGUUAAUUGAAAUGCAUUCCAGGUGACUACCUCAUGAAGCUGGUUGAGAGAUUGCCAAGAGUUUGCAAAGCUGUCAUCAAGGCAAAGGGUGGGCUACUUUGAAGAAUCUCAAAUAUAAAAUAUAUUUUGAUUUGUUUAACACCUUUUUGAUUACUACAUGAUUCCAUAUGUGUUAUUUCAUAGUUUUGAUGUCUUCACUAUUAUUCUACAAUGUAGAAAAUAGUAAAAAUUAAGAAAAACCCUGGAAUGAGUAGGUGUGUCCAACAAAGUACUGAUUCAAGGGAUUGAAUACUUAUGUAAAUUUGAUAUUUCAGUUUUUCCUUUUUUAUAAAUGAGCAAACAUUUCUAAAAACCUGUUAUUGCUUUGUCAUUAUGGGGUAUUGUGUGUAGAUCGAUGAGGGAAAAAAAACUAUUUAAUACAUUUUAGAAUAAGGCUGUACCGUAACAAAAUUUGAAAAAUGUCAAGGGGUCUUUAAUACUUUCCGAAAGCACUGUAUGUAUGUGCCUUUGGAAAGUAUCCAGACCGAAAAUUGAUUCAAAUUGAUUAAAUAAAUGUGUUUCCUCAUCAAUCUACACACAACACCCCAUAAUGACAAAGCGAAAACAGGUUUUUAGCAAUUCCAAAUGAGGGGUGAGAGAUUGACUUUAUUCAUUUUGAUGUCAAUUCCAAUGAAUUAAUUGUUUUUUGUUCUGUUAUAUCCACCUCUCAUAGUGUUGUUUUACUAUUCUUUUCAAAGGAGACUUUGUUCAAAAGGAUUUGACCCCUAACCUCACGUCCCCAACCCUUACCUUAAGUCUAAACCUAACCUUAAUCCUAAACUUAACCAAUUUCAAUACCUAAGCCCUAAUCCUAACCUUUGAAUCUGCCGGUCAAAUAUGCACCUACUUUAUGGCAUUUUGUUGAAGUUGAUAUCAAUAAUAAUUGGUUGACUUUUGAUGCUUCUACUCCUCAAAGUUAUGAAUUACUCUAUUCUACUGUACUUUCAGUGUCCUUCUGGAGAGAGCAGAGUCACCAGCUCUGAGUUAUGCAUCAGCAAAAAGUCACCAGUCACUGAAUACGGAUGAAGAAGACGAGGAGGUGAACUCAGCUCAAAAAGAGAAGUAAGAUCAUACAUUUUAUUUAGGCAGAGGCAACCGAAUCAGACUUUUCUUACCCAGAGGCACAAAACGAAUCACGUUCUGCGCAUGUGUUAGAUGCUGUGAGACAUGCGAGCUGAGACAGGAUCAGAGACAUGAGCUGAGACAGGAUCAGAGACAUGCGAGCUGAGACAGGAUCAGAGACAAUUUCACCGCCGGGAGCAUCUUGGCUAAAUGUUUUCCUCUGCAGACUUCAUGAGAAAUAUUAUAAUAUUGGUAUUGGUAACCAUCUGGAUGUCACCGGGAUACAGUCUAUUCAGUGGGGAUAGCAUGCACGGCAAGUCGGGUCACAGUGUCUUUUGUGGGGGUCCACCCACCAUUAAAUAGUUCUGUUAACAUCAUGGCGAGGAAAGUGCUAGCUAGCUAGUGUAGCCAGUUAAUCAAGGUGACAGCUAAAGUACAAGCAACAGUGGUUGCUAGGUUGUGGUGAUAUUUGACAAAUGUAAAAGGAUGGCAUUAACAUUGUAUCCCAAAAUGAUCAAAAAUAAAUUAAACUUGAACACUUAACUAACUCUCCCAAUUUAACACACACACACACAAGAGAGGGAAGCGGCAGCGUUGGGCGCAAACAAUUGUAAAGUAGAAAAUCCUGCACAUACGCAGAUUUUUAAAAAUAUUUUGCUAUCGGGAAGAGGCACACAAUGUUUUUAGCAACCCAGCCACUCCAUUUUAUAUUAAGGGUAUUUCAUUCAACUAGGGAUCAAUUCAGACUUCAAGAUGAACUCAUGGAUAGCAUUGUUAUGUCUCUGCGUGCAGUUGGAAGGAAGUUGAAAUAAGUUUUGUGAGCCAUUGCUAACUAGCAUUAGCGCAAUGACUGGAAGUCUACAGACAACUUGCAAUUGCGCUAAUGCUAGUUAGCAUCUUCCUUCAAACAAUUGUUAUCCAUGAGUUUGUCUAACUCUGGGUAAGUAGAAAAAUGGCUUAAUUGCCCAAAUAUUGCACUAUCCCUUUAAGAAAGGUAGGCUUACAUAUUUCCUAAGCAUUUUUGGAAUUAAGCACAUGGCAGUUUUUGGUAUUCAGACUCAUGCGCGCAACAAGCUCUUUUGGGUGUCUUCAUUACAGGCCAUAAAUAAUUUGGAUUCAACAUUAAAACUCCCACCGACUCGUGGCGGACAAGUUUGGAGUUAACAAUUUCCAAUUAAUAUACCAGAACCAAACCAGUUACGGGUUAUCUUUCAUUCAACAUGACUCGGCACAAGCAGAGUAGUCUCUGUAGACAGACAUGUUACCUCCCACAAUGUACCAAUGUUCCAGCAUGCACGUCUGUACUAAAACCAACGUCAGUUUGGCAGAGAGGAAAGGGCGGAGUUUGGACAUCCUUCCAGAGCCCUAUCCGUUCAUGUCCUGCCGUAAACAUUUCCGGUAGCUAGAUGGAGCUCGCAGAGGAUAUUUUCAAUGAGUGUAUUUUUGCAAGUGAGUUGUUUGCAUGCACCAUGACGUUAGCGUUACAAGCUUACAACCACUGGCUGGCUGUGUCUAAAAAUAGCCUAGCUAUCUGCGUCCGCAUUGUGAACGCAAUUCAGGGUGUUUCUUUAUAUCAGAAAAUGCCCAUUGGUGCUGUCUAUCAAGCUAGCAAGGUUUUCUUGAGGGCUUGAACGCAGCCCGCAAAGCGAUUAGCCCUUGUGGCUGGGACCGCGGAUUGUCCCGGGGUUAUGGCUGUCUAGAUUCCUGCUGUUUGUUGCUGUUUCCAUCUUUCCUGCGACCUGCCAUGUCUGGAACUGCGAGGAGUAACAGCGUAGCCUACAUUUCUACCAUGAUAAAGACCAAAGCCGGUGGGAGUACCGUUGAGGACAGUGGUGUCUCUCACAUGUGAAGGAUAUUUUAAACAAACAAAAAUAGUUCUUCAAGCAGUUGCUACAACAACAAGAAAUUAGCUUCAAGUGUUGUGUCCAAAUACUGGUGGAGUCAACUAAUAAAAAAUUGAUGACCUUGUAGCAACUGACAGUGGUGGAAAAAGUACCCAAUUUUCAUACUUGAGUAAAAGUAAAUAUAAUUGCUCAAAUAUACUUAAGUAUCAAAAGUAAAAGUAUAAAUCAUUUCAAAUUCCUUAUAUUAAGCAAACCAAAUGGCACAAUUUUCUUGUUUUUUAAAUUACGGAUAGCUACCGGCACACUCCAACCCUCAGACAUAAUUUACAAACAAACCGAAGCAUUUGUGUGUCACAAGGCUGAUGUGGAUGCGGUGUUGGAGUCAGGCGCAGGACACAGAAGCUUAGUUGAUCCGACUUUUAAUAGUCACCGGAGCAAAAUUCAAAAUACAUCGGGUGAAUAUGCAAAACAGUGCGUAAAGUGCGCACGGCACUAACAAUAAGUAAACUCAUACACUAAACCAAUCCGACAGGAGAACAACGACACACAACUACAAACAAAACCAGAGGAAACUUAUAGGUGACAUAAUCAAGACGUGAUGUGGGACAGGUGCACUAAACAGACAAAACCAAACAAACAUAGAUAACAUCAAACGGUGGAAGCUAGUACUCCGGGGACGACGAACGCCGAAGCCUGCCCGAACAAGGAGGAGGAGCAGCCUCGGCGGAAUCCGUCACAUUGUGUUUAGUGAGUCCACCAGAUCAGAGGCAGUAGCAAUGACCAGGGAUGUUCUCUUGAUAAGUGUGUGAAUUGGACUAUUUUUCCGUCCUGCUAAGCAUUUAAAAAAGUACUUUUGGGUGUCAGGGAAAAUGUAUGGAGUAAAAAGUGCAUUAUUUUCUUUAUUUUCUGCAAGUCUGUUGUGGCAAUGGAUAUUACAUUAUCAGCAUUUAUUACAUUAUAAAUGCAAAACUUAUUAUGGUAUUAGCAGGUAUUAAAUUAUUGAAGAACAGUUUGCAGUUCUCCCAGGGUCAGCUCGAUGAGUUUUAACAGGAACGGCAAGAUGACAGCAAUAUGUAAGUCAUUGGGAGAGGACAUCAGUUCUGUAAGUGAAUUCAUGAUAACAAUGAUGGAGUAAUCAGAUUAUCUUGAGGGACAAUCAAGGUGGAACAACGUUGUUGUGGACGGAAUUGCAGAAUCUCCACGAGAUCUGGAGUCUGAGGACAAAGUGAGGGAAAUGAUCUCAGAGAAACUGAAGAUGGACCACAGGAAGAUUGAGGUGGAGGUCACCAACAGGACUGGAAAACCCACCACCGUCCCAGGUGAUAAGCCCAAUAGUGGUCCAAUUUCUGAAUUUCAAUGAAAAGGUAGCUGUUCUGGAAAGAGCCAAGAACUUGAGAGGAACGUACAUCUUCCUCAACAAGGACUAUCCUGAAGCUGUGCGCCAGAAGAGGAAAGAACUUAUCCCAGCCAUGAAAGCUGCCAGAGCGCGUGGGGACAUUGCUUACAUACGCUAUGACAGGCUCAUUGUCCACCCUCCCUCCCAAAUGCCUUGUAAGGAGUAGAGAGCCUGUGGGUUCGUAGCUUCAACCCCGCAGCACACACACAAUUAUACACACCAACUGAUUAAUGGACUGCUGAAUAUUUGUUUUUCAUCUCUGAUAAGCUACCCAGGAAAGGGCUGAAAAUUGCCCAUAUUAAUAUAUGUAGCCUUAGAAAUAAGGUUAAUGAAGUCAAUAACUUGCUAACAUCAGAUAACAUUCAUAUAUUAGCCAUUUAUGAGGACUUACUUAGAUAAUUCCUUUGAUAGUACAGCAGUAGCAAUACAAUGAUAUAACAUCUAUAGGCGAGACAGGAAUGCUUAUAAGGGAGGUGUUGCUGGAUACAGUGGCUUCAGAAAGUUUUCACCCCCCUUGACUUUUUCCACAUUUUGUUGUGUUACAGCCUGAAUUUAAAAUGGGUUACAUUGAGAUAAUGUCAAAGUGGAAUUAUGUUUUUCAAAAUGUGUAGAAAUUGAUAAAAUAUGGAAAGAUGUAAGUAAGUAUUCAACCCCUUUGUUAUGGCAAACCUAAAUCAGAUCAGGAGUAAAAAUGUGUUUAACAAGUCACAUAAUAAGUUGCAUGGACUCACAAUAAUAGUGUUUAACAUGAUUUUUAAUGACUACUUCAUCUCACAUACAAUUAUCUGUCAGGUCCCUCAGUCGAGCAGUGAAUUUCAAACACAGAUUCAACCACAAAGACCAGGAAGGUUUUAAAUGCCUUGCAAAGAAGGCCACUGAUUGGUACAAACAUUGAAUAUCCGUUUGAGCAUGGUGAAGCUAUGAACUUUGGAUGGUGUAUCAAUACACCCAGUCACUACAAAGAUACAGGCAUCCUUCCCAGUUGCCAGAAAGGAAGGAAACCGCUCAGGGAAUUCACCAUGAGGCCAAUGGUGACUUUAAAACAGUUAAAGAGUUUAAUGUCUGAGAUAGGAGAAAACUGAGGAUGCAUCAACAUUGUAGUUCUUCCACAAUACUAACCGAAUUGACAGAGUGAAAAGAAGGAAGCCUGUACAGAAUCAAAUACAAAUAUUCCAAAAUAUGCAUCCUGUUUGCAAGAAGGCACUAAAGUAAUACUGCAAUAAAUGUGGCAAAGCAAUUAACUUUCUGUCCUGAAUACAAAGUGUUAUGUUUUGGGCAAAUCCAAUACAACACAUUACUGAGUAUCACUCUCCAUAUUUUCAAGCAUAGUGGUGGCUGCAUCAUGUUAUGGGUAUGCUUUUAAUUGUUAAGGACUGGCAAGUUUUUCCAGAUAAAAAUAAAUGGAAUGGAGCUAAGCACAGGCAAAAUCCUAGAGGAAAACCUGGUUCAGUCUGCUUUCCACCAGACACUGGGAGAUGAAUUCCCCUUUCAGCAGGACAAUAACCUAAAACACUGCCAAAUCAACCCUGGAGUUGCUCACUAAGAAGACAGUAAUUUUCAGUAGCCAAGUUACAGUUUUGAUUUUAAUCUACUUCAAAAUCUAUGGCAAAACCUGAAAAUGGUUGUCUAGCAACAAUCAAUUUGACAGAGUUUGAAGAAUUUUGAAAAUAAUAAUGGACAAACAAUCCAGGUGUGGAAAGCUCUUAGACUUAAUUGUAAAAAAAAAAAAAAUUAAAAAUAAAGAAAAACCCUUGAAGGAGUAGGUGUGUCCAAACCUUUGACUGGUACUGUAAUGCACAAAUACAUUUCUUGGUAGUCCCAAAAAUAUUGAUUGCCAUCAGGUUGUAAAUCACAGCUGGCCAUUGUUUGCUGCUUAAAUUGAGGUGAAUAUAUUGAUUAAGCUCACCUUGUCCAAGAGAGAAUUUCACGGCUAUUAAAACAUCAUGCCAAGGUAAGCCUACACCAAACACACAAUUAAUUAGAUGUUUUUGUCAAAAUCAUGAUGUGAAAAAUGAUUGGCGGAAAAACCAUUGGAACCAUUUCCGUGUUUUUAUUGGUAUUAUGACGCGUCCACUGUGGCGGACUAUAACUGAUGAAUUUAUAAACGCGCAAUACCCGUUGAAUAUGACUGGUGUCAGUAAACAGUCGGGAAGAAGACGUAAUUCAAUUGUUGCCAGCAGCACAGUUACUAAUGCUCUAGAUAACAGCCUAACCAGCUCUGCUAGGGUGAGUAAAAUGGUCAGAGUGAGGUGUUCUCUCAUUUGUGUCUGGAAGUAGCUAGCAAGCCAUCCAACGUUAGCCAGUAAGCUUGGGUGCUUGACUGCUGUUGUGAGGUCAGAACGCUCGGAGCAACGCUACUCCUCAGAACGUCCAGUGUCAAUAGUGCAGUUUGUGCUCUGAACACUAAAAAAAAGUGUCAUAUUCUUCCUGGGGCUGUAUGUGAACAGAAGUUAAUGAGAGAGUUCAUGUUGCUAAAACGCUGUCAGUCCCACUUUAAUUUACCUUUAUAAGGCAGUAACUUUCUCAGCUCAAAAUACACUUCUUGACUCUAUGUAACUCACGUUAAAUGGACUUUUACAUGCAUGUCCUCUCAUUUAAUCUCCUUCUUCGUUCUCCACUAGAUCCACCUCUUUUCUCUGAAAACCUUUUUGUAACUUCUCAUUGGUUGAGAAAACUGUCAAUUGAUCAGCAAGUGUCUCUUAAAGUAACAAAGCACGGGAUGCCAAAUGGCAUCGCCACAUUAAAGAUGCGCACUAUGCAGAAAUCGCUCCGCCAUUUCACGGUUGCUAAAAUUAUAAUAUUUUACCUAAUUUCAGUUUGUGGUCAUUGUUUGUGGUCAAACAAGCAGUCAUUGUGUAGAGAAUCAUUGUACCAUCUAAACCGCUGUGAAAUAUAUUUUCCAUAACCAAAGAUAUUGUAUUUUCAGCUGUUUGAAGCUGGUGUACAAAACCAAAACGAAACUUCAGAACGCGAAGCACAGAAAUGGAACACAUAGAACAGAUCUAUCACUUCUUAGGCUUGCUUUUCAACGGGAAUAAAAUGUCUAUAACUUACAUUUCUAUGUGAAUUUUGGUUGGGUCUCCAAAAAAGUUACAUAUUGUAGAUUUUAAGUAGUUCAUAUUUGUUCACCACUCCACAUAAGAUCAUUGAUUUUUAUUAAAGUGCAUUUUAUUAAACUAGCAAACAAGAAAAUGUGUCUUCUGCUUGUUUCCUUACCCCCCACAACAGUAGCGGUGGCAAGACCUUUGUGAAGGCAAUUCUUGAACUGCUCGAACAGUAGCGGUGCGUGGAUAAAAUCACAGGGGAAGACAAGCCAGAAAAGAAUGCCAUAUUACAAUUAUAAUCUGUGUGUUGUAGUAAUUGCAUUGUUUGCUCUAUAAGCCGUUAGUUUAUAUGCCUUGCCACCGUGAUACAGUACAUUCGGAAAGUAUUCAAACCCCUUGAUUUUUUUCCACAUUUUGUUACGUUACAGCCUUAUUCUAAAAUUGAUUAAAUAAGUUACUGCAAGUCACAAAGAAAACAGGAGCUGCCUCCACUAUUCCAGCAUCAUUUCAACUUUAAAAUGUAAACAUCAUCAAAUCACCUAUGCUUACUUUAAUACAGUGACUAAAAGAUUCAAAAACUAUUUAGUUAAAUAUCAUGUGGCUGUCCAUGGUACUGAUUUCUCUCUGUGUGAGUGUUUGUGUGCAUAAGUCGAAAAAACAUGUUGACUAGAGAAAUGCCAAUGCCAUCCUCCUCUCUUUCAUGUUGAAGAAACGGUCUAUGACUCUGUCAUACAGUCCACACUUUUAGUUUUUGUUGUGCUAGGCUACUGUCGUAUCGAGUGAGUGGUGGCAAUUAUUGCUGAUGAACAAAAGGAGUCUGCUCAUACUGAACGUUGAUCAUAAGGUUUAUUCAGAUCACAAGCUUCAGCAUGAGUGACAGGUGACAUGACACCCGGAGAGUGACGCCUCAGAAUGGCUGCUCGUUCUGCCCUCUCCUUCGUUUUCCCCCCUAUUUAUAAACAAUGAUGCCCCCUCUUCUGGCCAAUCACCAGUCUCUCCUGUCCACAACACACUUCCUGUCUGUUGUAUGCGGCGUUCCACUAAAAACAUUCCCUCUUGAUACUAACAUAAACAACAUUCCCUUUCUUCAUAAAAACAUUUAACAAAGACAUAAUCUUAAUACACUACACUACCUGUCUAAAAUGCUUGCUUGCUAGCCUAACUUCCUGUCAUGGCCAACGAUGAGCAAGCUAGUUAACAUUAGCCUACUACAUCUAGCUACAAAUUGAACUUCCAUCCUGUCAGGCCAGGGGCACAACAAUGUAUGAGGUAAUGGUUGGAUCAGAAUCGCCACUAUAAUCAUUGGCCAGUACGGAGAAUUAAGUAAAACCACAAGUCCAAAUCCCUAACCCAUCCAUGGCUAAUUUAGGAAAGGGACAAUUUUAAUUAGCUAGCAAGCCACCUGAGGACAACAACACAACGAGAUGUUUUUUUUCUGUCACAUUUACGUUUGGCUUGAUGUGAUGUGAUUGGUGUAAAGGCAAAUACGAACUGGCUUCCCUUCACACUUUUUUUGGGUGUUCCAGGACCAUUCACAGUUGAGCUCACUCAGUUUAGCUCAAUGCUGAUUGGCUAUUAUGGUAUAUUUUUCUUUAUCAAGGGAGGGCUAAUGCUCGCUGGCUUCCCUUGCAUUCAAUGCUACAGGCGGUAACAUUGUCAUACUCUUUUUGACCAGACAGCAUCAGAUAGAUGGGCUACACAUACAGAGACAGAGGGGCGCUGUUUCGCUCGCUCAGAUGCUUUCUCCAAUGAGAUACAUUCAGCCUCUUGUGAAUUGAAGAAAAACAAUGAAAAACAGAGAGACGAAAGAUACAUUAUUUGAUAUAUUUUUUUAUUUUUGGUACAUUUUCGGAGGAAGCAUCCAUAAAUACACGCCACUGCAUCACACACACACAACUCUGAGAGGAGCCACUGUGCAGUGACCAUGGAGAAGUUGUGUGCUUGAGCAAGGACACAACAGUAGGAGAUAGUAGUUAUGAUCCAACAACAGCCCUGCCAGAUCAAUUGUGAAAACUUUCAGCAUCUUUCUUUGUUCACAGAAACAAUUUGAAGCAUCUCCAGCUACGUACAGGUAGUCAUAUGUCUAUGAGUUACCAGUCAGUGAAUUCAAGCAUAGACCCAAGUGAUGAUGGAGACCAAACCAAGGAUGAAAGGUAAACCAACAACACAUGCAUUAUUACAUGGAGUUGUAUGACAUACACUACAUAACCAAAAGUAUGUGGUCACCUGCUUUGUUGAAAAUCUCAUUACAAAAUCAUGGGCAUUAAUAUGGAGUUGGUCCCCCCUUUGCUGCUAUAACAGCCUCCACUCUUCUGGGAAGGCUUUCCACUAGAUGUUGGAACAUUGCUGCAGGGACUUGCUUCCAUUCAGCCUCAAUUAGUGAGGUCGGGCACUGAUGUUGGGCGAUUAGGCCUGGCUCGCAGUCGGCGUUCAUCCCAAAGGUGUUCGAUCGGGUUGAGGUCAGGGCUCUUUACAGGCUAGUUAUGUUCUUCCACACUGAUCUCGACAAACCAUUAAUGUAUGGACUUCACUUUGUACCCGGGGGCAUUGUCAUGCUGAAACAGGUAAGGGCCUUCCCCAAACUGUUGCCACAAAGAUGGAAGCACAGAAUCGUCUAGAAUGUCAUUGUAUGCUGUAGCGUUAAGAUUUCCCUUCACUGGAACUAAGGGGCCUGAACCAUGAAAAACAGCCCCAGACCAUUAUUCAUCCUCCACCUAACUUUACAGUUGGCACUAUGCAUUAGGGUAUGUAACGUUCUCCUAACAUCUCUGCUUCUUCCAGAGGCAGUUUGGAACUGGGUAGUGAGUGUUAUAACCGAGGACAGACAAUUUUUACGUGCUUCAGCACUCCAUGUUCCCUUUCUGUGAGCUUGUGUGGCCUACCACUUUGCAGGUGAGCCGUUGUUGCUCCUAAACGUUUCCACUUCACAAUAACAGCACUUACAGUUGCCUGGGGAAGCUCUAGUAGGGCAGAAAUUUUACAAACUGACUUGUUGGAAAGGUGGCAUCCUAUGAUGGUGCCACGUUGAAAGUCACUGAGCUCUUCAGUAAGGCCAUUCUACUGCCAAUGUUUGUCUAUGGAUAUGGCUGUGUGCUCGAUUUUAAACACCUGUCAGCAACUGGUGUGGCUGAAAUAGCCGAAUCCACUCAUUUGAAGGGGUGUCCACAUACUUUUAAAUACAUAGUGUAGCUCUAAUGGUUCAAAAAAUGUAUAUAUAUAACGAACAAAACACCUGCCUGAUGAUCUCCAAAUCCAACAAGUUUAAUUUCCUGAACGACUUAGUGUAACUCACUUUACUUCAGAAGACAAGACCUUCAAUCCCAUAAUGUGGUCACUCACAUUUCCAUGGAAACUCCUACCAGACACAAGUGCAGUGGCCAUCUUGUUUUGAUCCUUGUUUUAUCCUCUAGGGGAGUUGAUGGAAAAAUGUGAAAACAAGGCAAUUACAGUGGGGAAAAAAAGUAUUUAGUCAGCCACCAAUUGUGCAAGUUCUCUCACUUAAAAAGAUGAGAGAGGCCUGUAAUUUUAAUCAUAGGUACACGUCAAAUAUGACAGACAAAUUUAGGAAAAAAUAUCCAGAAAAUCACAUUGUAGGAUUUUUAAUGAAUUUAUUUGCAAAUUAGGGUGGAAAAUAAGUAUUUGGUCACCUACAAACAAGCAAGAUUUCUGGCUCUCACAGACCUGUAACUUCUUCUUUAAGAGGCUCCUCUGUCCUCCACUCGUUACCUGUAUUAAUGGCACCUGUUUGAACUUGUUAUCAGUAUAAAAGACACCUGUCCACAACCUCAAACAGUCACACUCCAAACUCCACUAUGGCCAAGACCAAAGAGCUGUCAAAGGACACCAGAAACAAAAUUGUAGACCUGCACCAGGCUGGGAAGACUGAAUCUGCAAUAGGUAAGCAGCUUGGUUUGAAGAAAUCAACUGUGGGAGCAAUUAUUAGGAAAUGGAAGACAUACAAGACCACUGAUAAUCUCCCUCGAUCUGGGGCUCCACGCAAGAUCUCACCCCAUGGGGUCAAAAUUAUCACAAGAACGGUGAGCAAAAAUCCCAGAACCACACGGGGGGACCUAGUGAAUAACCUGCAGAGAGCUGGGACCAAAGUAACAAAGCCUACCAUCAGUAACACACUACGCCGCCAGGGACUCAAAUCCUGCAGUGCAGACGUGUCCCCCUGCUUAAGCCAGUACAUGUCCAGGCCCGUCUGAAGUUUGCUAGAGUGCAUUUGGAUGAUCCAAAAGAGGAUUGGGAGAAUGUCAUAUGGUCAGAUGAAACCAAAAUAGAACUUUUUGGUAAAAACUCAACUCGUCGUGUUUGGAGGACAAAGAAUGCUGAGUUGCAUCCAAAGAACACCAUACCUACUGUGAAGCAUGGGGGUGGAAACAUCAAGCUUUGGGGCUGUUUUUCUGCAAAGGGACCAGGACGACUGAUCCGUGUAAAGGAAAUAAUGAAUGGGGCCAUGUAUCGUGAGAUUUUGAGUGAAAACCUCCUUCCAUCAGCAAGGGCAUUGAAGAUGAAACGUGGCUGGGUCUUUCAGCAUGACAAUGAUCCCAAACACACCGCCCGGGCAACGAAGGAGUGGCUUCGUAAGAAGCAUUUCAAGGUCCUGGAGUGGCCUAGCCAGUCUCCAGAUCUCAACCCCAUAGAAAAUCUUUGGAGGGAGUUGAAAGUCUGUGUUGCCCAGCGACAGCCCCAAAACAUCACUGCUCUAGAGGAGAUCUGCAUGGAGGAAUGGGCCAAAAUACCAGCAACAGUGUGUGAAAACCUUGUGAAGACUUACAGAAAACGUUUGACCUGUGUCAUUGCCAACAAAGGGUAUAUAACAAAGUAUUGAGAAACUUUUGUUAUUGACCAAAUACUUAUUUUCCACCAUAAUUCGCAAAUAAAUUCAUAAAAAAUCCUACAAUGUGAUUUUCUGGAUUUUUUGCCCUCAUUUUGUCUGUCAUAGUUGACGUGUACCUAUGAUGAAAAUUACAGGCCUCUCUCAUCUUUUUAAGUGGGAGAACUUGCACAAUUGGUGGCUGACUAAAUACUUUUUUACCCCACUGUAUAUGGUUACAAUGGCUGAAAUAGACAUAUCCACUAAUUUGAAGGGUGUCUACAUACUUUUGUAUAUAUAGUGUACGUGAUUGACAUGUAUAUAAAGUAAAUGUUUCUUGUGAAAUUUAAAGUUGCUUGGUAAAUCUAAUAAGUUCAUGUAUUUAAUGUUUAAUGUUUAAGUUGUAAUGUGUGUAAUUGUCUUCCACUUAGCAUCAUCAGGCCAGGAGAGGUGGUCUGUGAUGUCUGUGAUGAGGUCAGAGCUGUGAAGUUCUGUCAGACCUGCACUCAGUCCUACUGUGAGACCCACGUUAGGAAGCACUACACAGUACCUAAACUACAGAGACACACCCUGGUGGAGGUGACUGGAGACCUGGAGGAGAGACUCUGUCAGGAGCACCACAGAGCUCUGGAGGUGUUCUGCAGGACAGACCAGAAGCUGAUCUGCAGUCUGUGUGCAGUAACAGAACACAAAGGACAUGAUGUAGUCUAUGAUGAGAUAAAACAAGCAGGAAGACAGGUAGGUACUCUAUUUUUUGCACCUGAAGAUGCUCUUUAAAGAAGAUAUUGCAUUUGAUAAUAAUGUUAUAUGUUCUGCAAAGAAACAACUGUGUUUUCAUCAGAAUAAUGGGUUCUUACUCUGUUUUCAAGACUUUUGAUAGAGAGCAAUGUCAAAGCCCAAGGCUGGCCUCCGUUGACGGUAGGUGUACAAUCAAGAAAUACAUUACCUAAACAAUGUAUUUUGAGACCUUUACAUUGUGUUCAACAACAUGCAUACCAUUUUAAGAUCAUAAAGAGGAAGAUUAAUUUGUUUAGAUUAAUCAUUCUUAUUCCAUAAUGGUUGUAUGUAGUUUUCUUUUUAGUGUGUGUCAGUGCAAUUAAAGUAAUUAUUUUUCUCUUCCAUUAUUUCUAUAGAAGUACUGCCUCCUCCUGGUGAGAUCCAGUUCCUGUCAGUGACAUCAGACUCUGUUUCUUUGAGCUGGGGUUCUCCUGAGGGAAUGACCGGACCACAGAAGUUCAUCAUGACCUGGGGAUGUGAUGGGGAAGAGAGGAGCCUGAGGGUGGAAGAUGGGUGUAAUAUUGAAAUAGAUGGACUCCAGCCUGGUAAAAAGUACCAGUUCAGUGUGGCUACAGAGGGAGAAGAUGGCAGCCGAAGCAGAUGGGUCUCAGAAUCUGUAUUU